Messenger RNA from Macrosteles quadrilineatus (aster leafhopper), 788 nucleotides. RefSeq names its product electron transfer flavoprotein regulatory factor 1 (gene osi). The transcript has 3 exons. The record is from RefSeq and is a predicted model, not a curated record. Gene Ontology annotation, biological process: respiratory electron transport chain. Lineage: Eukaryota; Metazoa; Arthropoda; Insecta; Hemiptera; Cicadellidae. Gene Ontology annotation, cellular component: mitochondrion. Bases 401 to 688 code for a protein of 95 amino acids.
UCGUAAGGGUAGGCUUAGGCUAUUUGCUAUUACUAUUUGUGUCGUCGUGACUGUAUUUUUAUUAUGUCAACACACAAUCGUUUCAUUAUUUUUAUUUGAUAAGGGACAGAUAACCUUCAAACUUCACUCAGUAUGCUUAGCCUAAAAUGAUUUGACUUCCUACUUCCUAGCUUUUUAAAAGCUAAUUUGUCUUAAGUUUUACAUGACUUGUUUUGUUGGUUACACAAAAAUUCAUUAUCCAAGGAAUUGUAGGCCUAGAGUUGACCAUUGCAAUUUAUGGUAGGCCUACUUUCUCUGUUAAAAGGUUAAUAUUUAAUAGUAAUCUGACUUUGUUAAUCCUACUAGGGAUUCUCAUGUUACUUUAAAAUUAAUAUUCAUAUUAAUCAAGAGAUCCUUAAGCAUGUCGCAGAAAGCUCAAGUCAUUCAGCUCUAUAAAACUUUACUCUACCUGGGAAAAGACUACCCGCUGGGCUAUGAUUUUUUCCGCACACGAUUGAAGCGAGCUUUUAUGAAAAAUCGGGAUGAAAAAGAUCCAGAAAAGAUUAUGAAGAUGAUACAUCAUGGUGAAUAUGUAGUCAGAGAGCUUGAAACUCUCUAUAUGCUCAAAAAGUAUCGUACUUUAAAGAGACGUUACUAUAAUGAAACCCUUACAAGCAAUAAACCACCAGAGCCUGAGAAAAACACAUGAAAAAAGCCCAAAAAACUAGUGUAUUUUUGAAUUAUUAUAAGCGGUGGUUACUUUGUACAAAUACCUAUAUUUAUUCAAAUAAAUUUUAACAUAAAAUGUU